Messenger RNA from Xyrauchen texanus (razorback sucker), 1646 nucleotides. RefSeq names its product occludin-like. The coding region runs from base 87 to 1646 and encodes 519 amino acids. Lineage: Eukaryota; Metazoa; Chordata; Actinopteri; Cypriniformes; Catostomidae. Gene Ontology annotation, biological process: bicellular tight junction assembly. Gene Ontology annotation, cellular component: cytoplasmic vesicle; bicellular tight junction; apical plasma membrane. The record is from RefSeq and is a predicted model, not a curated record. The transcript is spliced from 10 exons.
UAAGCGCAGGUUGUUUGUCUCACCUGAGCAGUGAAGCAGCGUCACACCCUGAUUUUCAGUGCGCGAGAACUUUCCAGGAACAGAGAAUGUCUUGGAAGCCGAAUGGGAGUCCGCCGCCCUAUGAUUAUGAACACACUGAUAAUGGAUACAAUGCUGCAUCCCAGCCUGCAUACUCGUACUACCCCGACGAUGAGUUCCAGCAUUUCUACCGCUGGACGUCUCCACCGGGCAUCAUAAAGAUCAUGUGUGUGAUCUCUGUUAUCUGCAGUGUGGGCAUCUUCGUCUGCGUGGCCUCCACUCUGGCCUGGGAUACGAACGCGGGAGCGGCUGGAUUCGGAUCAUAUGGAUACGGAACUGGCUAUGGAAUGGGAGGAUACGGCGGGGGCUACGGUUAUGGUAUCCUUGGCUCUCAAAACGACCCCAGGCAAGGCAAGGGCUUCAUGAUCGCCAUGGCGAUCAUCGCCUUCAUCGCUCUGCUUGUCAUCUUCAUCAUGAUCAUCUCCCACCAGAAGAUGACCCAGGGCAGGAAGUUCUACCUGGCUGUCAUUAUCAUCAGCGGCAUUAUGGGAUUUUUAAUGUUGAUCGCCACCAUUGUCUACCUGGUGACAGUGUACCCUAUGGCCCAGUCAUCCGGGUCUAUGCAGUUUAAUCAAGUGUAUGCCAUGUGUGCGCAAUACACGCAGCCUCAGAUGUCCAGUACAUUUGUGAACCAGUACCUGUAUCACUACUGCGUUGUGGAUCCUCAGGAGGCAAUCGCUCUUGUUUUGGGCUUCAUCGUCACCGCAGCCCUCAUCAUCAUCAUGGUCUUCGCCAUCAAGUCCCGUCAACGGAUCAAUUAUCACGGGAAAGAAAACAUCCUGUGGAGGCACGUGAAAGAGAUCGGAGACCCCAACCCACCCCAGGAUGUGGAGGAUUGGGUGAGCAAAUUCCUCGAAGAACCAUUUUUAUCGCUCUUUCAGUGGUCAGACCUGUUUGACAGUGUUGUGAUUGUGUUUUAUGGGGGAGGGCAGCUCUUGACGUUGGUAAAUAAUGUCAAUGAAGUUCCUGGUCCACUGUUGACUGACUAUCCAGUGAAGUUCAGCGGUUCUAGAAAUGAUCAGGACGACAACAGCACAAAUUAUGACAAACCCCCUCACAGUGAAAGCCCUGUAGAAGUUCAUCGUGAACUCCCCGUCCGCAGUUCAGCUCCUCCAAGCAGCGCGUCAGAUAUUACCAGCUCUGCCGGACAACCCAAGAAACGGCGUGCUAGACGACCACGAACCGCCGAAGGACGGGAAUACGAGACGGACUACAACUCCUCUGGAGAUGAGCUGGACGAUGACGAUUUCUACAGUGAAUUCCCUCCAAUUGCUAAUAAUGAAGAGCGAGAAGACUACAAGCGUCUGUUUGACAAAGACCAUCAGGAGUACAAGGACCUCCAAGCAGAACUGGACCAGAUCAACAAGCGUUUGGCUGAAGUGGACCGUGAACUCGAUGACCUCCAGGAGGGCAGCGCACAAUUCCUGGAUGCCAUGGACGAGUACAACGGACUAAAGGACAAAAAGAGGAGUGCCGAUUACCAAGUGAAAAAGAAGAGAUGCAAAUAUCUGAAAGUGAAACUGAACCACAUCAAAAAGAUGGUGAGCGAUUACAGCCGGAGUCCCUGA